Messenger RNA from Sesamum indicum (sesame), 1338 nucleotides. Lineage: Eukaryota; Viridiplantae; Streptophyta; Magnoliopsida; Lamiales; Pedaliaceae. The record is from RefSeq and is a predicted model, not a curated record.
AUGUUUAGUGAGGGGGGUAGAAAAGAUGAUGUUAAUGAUGAAGAUGAGGAUUCAGACUUGUUUGAUUCUGAUUAUGAUAUAUCAACAGAGGUAGAAGAUGAUGACAUAUUAUUUGAUGAUUAUGUGGAUGAUAAAACAACAUCAGAUUUAGAAGUUGAUGAUGAAAACAACUCUGAUGGUCUAAGUGGGUCUAGUGAUGAUGGUGAGACAGAUAUUAUGGGUGAUGAGAUUGAUCUAAAUGAAAAUAAAGUCAGUGAUGAUGAGCAAAGUGAAUCUAGCUACCCUAUUUUUAAUCCUGCUGAAAAAUUUGAUCCAACAUUUACAUUGGGGAUGAUGUUUAGCACAAAGGGUGAGCUUAGAAAUGCUAUUCAGUCACAUGCAAUUAAGACAAGAAGACAUAUAAUUUGCACAAAAAGUGACCCAAGCAGAUACUAUGCUAAAUGUGGUGAUACAAAUUGUGAUUGGAGGUUACAUGCUCGUAAAGUAAAAGAUGAAUGCACUUUUCAGAUUAGGGAUUACAACCCUAAACACAAGUGUGCCAAGACUUUCAAUCUAAAAAAUGUAAAGUCUAGUUGGCUCUGUGAUAAAUAUCUUGACAAAUUCAAAUCUGAUCCCAAGAGGUCUGUGAAGGGGUUUAGAGUGGAUGCUAUAAAUGAGAUUAGAUGUCAUAUCUCCAAAGAUCAAGCAUAUAGAGCCAAAAGAAAAGCAUUGAAAAAACUUGAGGGCAGUCCUGAGUACCAAUAUACAAGACUUUGGGAUUAUGCAGAUGAGAUUAGAAGAACCAAUCCAGGUAGCACUGUCAUUGUGGGGACUGAAGAUGUGGGAAGGGAAAACAGAUUUAGUAAGUUUUAUGUUUGUUUUUCAGCAAUGAAAAUUGGUUUCAAAGAGGGGUGUAGGAAGAUAAUUGGUGUUGAUGGGUGCCACUUAAAGGGGCCUCAUGGGGGAAUUCUUCUAACUGCAGUAGGGGUGGAUCCAAACAACAAUCUUUACCCAAUUGCAUAUGCUGUUGUAAACACAGAAUCAAGGGAAACUUGGGAGUGGUUUUUGAUUUUGUUGAAAACUGAUUUGGCUAUUGAAAAUCAGAGUGAAUAUGGAACAGGUAAUCUAAUCUGGAAGCAUGCAAUUGGACAUCCAAUUACUUCAUCUGCUUAUGUAGAUGAGAACACCCAAGUGAUGUCUAAUGGCUCCAUUCUGUCUGGCAGGUUAAUCUGCGUCUGUGACAGUUCUAGUGGUAUGCAUGUGCUUACAGUUGACUCGAAUUCUAUUGGAGGUUCAAAGCAAAAUAUGAAAGACAUAGUACAGGAAUUUGCUCGAUUGGACUUGGAAGACGAGACCUAA